This is a messenger RNA of Ipomoea triloba (trilobed morning glory), 1981 nucleotides long. RefSeq lists its product as uncharacterized. The record is from RefSeq and is a predicted model, not a curated record. The transcript is spliced from 4 exons. The coding region runs from base 214 to 1710 and encodes 498 amino acids. NCBI's taxonomy places the organism in Eukaryota, Viridiplantae, Streptophyta, Magnoliopsida, Solanales, Convolvulaceae.
CCGUGGCCUAGCGAGCAGUCGGCGCCACCGUAAUCUUCCGGUAAAUCAGACACAGCCGUUAUCCGCCGUCUCCACCUCAGCCUUCGCGCUGCUUUCAAAGAGGCUGCUACUGGGUUGAUGUUACUACGACUUGAAAGAUCAUAGCACGAGUUCAGUAGUCCUAAAUUGCAAAACUGCAUUCUGAAAACUGGAAAGAUCCAGCUAAGGAGAACUAUGUUUAUUAAGGGGGAUUACAACCUGAAGUUCGGGCCUAGACAUGACGAAUGUCCCGGAGAAGUUCUAAAAUUUGGAAUGUUCAAACAGGAGGACACGUUCAGGAAGCAGGUUUGUGAGUUGCAUCAGGCAAAGUUAGAUGACACAAUCCUACGGUCCCGUAUAGGUCCCUUUUCAAGUUAUACUGAACCUGUGCCAGUGCCAGUUGAGAAGACCUUUUGCCCAAUUCCCGUAGCAAAUGCAGAGCACGGAGGUAUUUUAACUGGGAUCCAACGAAAUUUGUCUAGUCCUCGAGAUUGUUUCACUCGAUAUGUUAGUGACAAAGGCAGGGACCCUUUAGCUAAAGGAUAUUACUGCUGUAGCUCAAGGCAGCCAACAGAGACAAAUCAUUUUCUUCAUGAUGAAGCGGCAACGUUUUCGUUGGAAGAGGUUGAUCUCUCAUUAAGCAUUGGUAGGAACAAUCAGAAAAAGCGGGGCAGCAAUAAUGUUUGGGAUCAUGUAAUUGAUUCAAAGGAAUCAAAUAAAAUGUGUACAAAUGCAGGUGUAAAGACUCUCUCUGCACCGGGCUGUGCUGCUUAUUUUGGGGAUAGGUGUGAUCUCAAGUCGAAUUCGAGCCUUUCAAAUGGAUUAAGCAGAAAUCAAUCAAACGGGAAUCAAAUAAGUCACUCAAGCGUAAAUGUCAGCACAAGUUUUCUCGAGAAGAACUUCUCCAAUGAAGGAGUUGAACGGUGCUACGAGGAACACAUCUCCGAAAGUAAGCCCACCAUGGGCAAGCCUUUUCCAUUUCGCGAUGGAGCACUUCUAGACCUUAACAUACCAUUGCUCGAUGAAUCAUCAUUUCAACGAGAUAAUGUUGGUGGCUUGGUCAGUUCUGAUUCUGAAGACUUAUCAAACACAACCAAGGAACCCGAAACUCAUUUGAGGAAUUCAAGUAACGAAGCAUUCCAAAACACCGACUCAUCACUUGCUGCAAAAUCUACUGGUCAGCGGGAUGUAAAAUCUUCUGAUAACAGCGAUAUGAGAUUUCAAAAGGGGAAAGCAGCAGAAGUUGAUGAUCAGACCCAAGAGGGGGCUUCAAGCCUAAUCUAUUUUAUGUCAGAAUGCCUAAGAGAGCAAUGUCACACUAUCGAAGCCAGUAAACCAGAUAACAGAGAACACGAGAGGAAUUUGCAGCCGGAGUGUUCUGAUUCUUUUGAAGCGAAUGUCCUCAAGCUGACAGAAUGCAGUGUGGACGAUUGCUGUGUAUCCUCAGAGCCCUUCGAAGUCAACACCACACACAAGAAAGAUUAUGGAAUCACACUGAGGAGGGGGAGAAGAAUGAAAGACUUCAGAAAGGACAUUCUACCUAGCUUGGCAUCUCUUGCCAGACACGAGAUUUCCGAAGACAUGCAUCUCAUGCAAACAAUUCUCAGAUCAAGAGAAUACAAGAAAAACAUAUCCAAGAUGAAAGGCAGGGAGAAUCAGUUCAAAACUACAAGAAACAGGAGAUCCAGAUAGACUAUUUAGGCUAGAAAUAAUUGAGGCCUGAGGGAGUGCAGGAGAAGCUGACAUUCUUCAUUCUUUUUCAAUCUCAGAUCAACAAACUCAUGAUGGCAACAUAUUUUAACCAGGUUGCAGACCCUGAGAUAAAUUACAAAAAUAAUCCCAGUCCUAGAUUCUGUGAUAACUUGGACCAGUUUGAUUGGUUGGACAGCUUUAGUGUCAUUUGUGCAGAAUUAUUUUUGUCAUUUUUUUUUCUUUUCCUACAGCCAAGUAUCAACAGUAAUUA